UUACAACAUGUAUUCCAGGACCUCUGCCACUGUAUACUUCCGUCCUAAUAUAAUUGGCAUUUAUAACCGCAACCCGUAGGGCAAAAACCGCUAUCAGUAGACCUCAUCAACUCUGUUUGUCAAGAUGCUAGAGCCCAGCAAAAAUCGCGCGAAUGACGAAAAACAGAGGCGUAACACUGGAUUGGAGAAGGGUUUGAUCUCUGCUGUUACCUUAGUGUCCGUUGUUGCUGUAGUGUUUUUGAUACUCUUCGUCACCAAGAAAUGUUCAUCAGAAGAAGAAUGCACGGACAAAAACUGCGUCAAGGCCGCCGCGGAACUGCUAGAAUUCGUCGAUCUCAAGAAGGACCCCUGCAACGACUUCUACCACUACGUCUGCGGUCAUUACAUAAAAGAAGCGGUCAAAAACGACGCCCCAACACCGAUUCUUCAGAUAUCGAAACAGGUGGAAAACGAGAAGAAGGCAAUCAUCGUCGAUCCUAUCUUGAAGAAGGAUUCUAAGUCGAACGUUGCCAUGAAGAAAUUCUACCAGGCCUGCAUGAACGAAACAAGGAUAGACGCGGAUAAAGACGCCAAUUUUUGGGAAGCCAUAAACGAGUUGGGUGGUUGGCCUUUGGUGAAUGGGUCUGAUUGGGAAGGUUCUUCUUUCGACUGGGUGGACUGGCACAUCAAGUCUGUCAAAUUGGGGGUUCCUGUCAUUGGUUUCUUCGACUUCAAGCCUGCCACUGUUUCUGAAAACACUACCAUUUUAAGGAUUACCAAAUCUGCCAUUGCUCGUGUUUCUUUGAGCAGAUACGAAUAUCGUUCUUUACUCGGAGAUAUCAUGAAGGCAUUCAACGCUACUGGUGGUUCCCACGAAGAUAUAUCUGAAGCAUACGAAUUUUGGAAGAACGUGAAGAAGUUGGCAGACGAUUUCAAGGAGGACGACGAUGAUGAGGCGGACAUCUCAACGGUUGAAGAUUUAUAUCGGGAAUGUCAACACGUACCUUGGAUAAAACUCCUGAAUGGCCUGUCCGACGGAGUCAGAGAAUUCCAGAAUGACACCGAGAUCGUGUUUGGAUCUAUAGGAAACUAUUGCGAGAAACUACAGAAGUUACUGAGGGAUACAUCUACACGGAUAAUAGCUAAUUAUUACGUGUGGACUAUAAUCCACAAUUCUCAUCAUUUCAUGAGCAAAAAGGUGCGAGAAGCCUACGAAAAUCUGGAAGACGAGAGCGAGGAAAGAUACAAAAAAUGUUUCGAUUUGACCGAUGAAAGUUUCUUAUAUCUGAAAGAGACAAUAUACAUAAGGCGGAAGACGAAUCCUCAGGUGAGGCAACAACUGGAUGAACUGGUGGAAAUUAUGAAAACCAUUUUUAUCGAACACAUCAAAACGUGUACUUGGAUGGACGAAGACACUAAAAAGCUGGGUAUUAAGAAAACGUUACUGCUUAAAAAAGUUAUUGGAGCCGAUGAUAUCCUGUACGACGUCGACAAGUUCGAUAAAAUUCUUGGUGUAAAUGAGCUCGAAUUUUCUUCAGAUGUUCCUUACCAAGUCUACAGGGAAAAGAGGAUCAGAGAGAAUAAACACGUUUGGGAAACCGUGUACGAAGAGACACAAGACGAAUGGAAAGUUUUCUUCAACCUGAUGGAUGGUGUCAACGCUUUCUUUUCACCUUCACGAAACACCAUGGUUAUACCAGCGCCUAUUUUAACUUCCAUUUACUUCAACUACAAACUACCAGCCUUCAUGAAUUACGGAUCUAUUGGCAGGGUGGUAGCUCAUGAGAUGCAACAUGGCUUUGGAGAAGAUGGUCGUAGGGUAAUCUUGGAGGACGACCAUCAGAUAGACUGGUGGUCCAACGCGACGGCUGAGGCUUUUAAUGAAACCAAACAAUGCGUCAUAGAAGAGUAUGAAAGGAUUCCUUUCACGUAUAAGUUAAAUGGCACUCUUACCCUGGAAGAGAACUUGGCAGACAUUGUUGGAAUAGACGUCGCUUAUGAAGCUUAUAAUGAGUGGGUGAAGAAAUACGGAGAAGAGAAAAAACUGCCAGGGAUACCUUUGACACCCAAACAAAUAUUCUGGAUACAAACUGGCACCUCACUGUGUUUCAGAAAACUGGACGAUGACAGCAUAGAUUUGAACCUGCCAGAUGACCAUCCCAUACCCUCGUUCAGGGUUACUGCAGGUGCAAGGAAUUCUAGAUACUUCGCGAAAGAUUUCGAUUGUCCCGUAGGAUCUUUCAUGAACCCUAAGGAAAAAUGCAGAAUUCUAUGAAAUCAUCGUCUUCUAGUUGAAGCAAGAAGUAUAUCGAAUCAAUUUUAUUGUUGAUCUCUGCUGAAGGAGAGCGAAAUUGUACAAAUAAUAAUACAGUAUUGAAUGGAAUAUUCCUUUUAUUGGGAAUCGACACCUGAUGCAUUUCAAACUGUAACCUUGUUUCAACAGUAAAAUUUGUAAAUAGGAAAAA
Molecule: messenger RNA, 2444 nt
Organism: Coccinella septempunctata (seven-spotted ladybird)
Lineage: Eukaryota; Metazoa; Arthropoda; Insecta; Coleoptera; Coccinellidae
Product: membrane metallo-endopeptidase-like 1
Exons: 10
Coding region: 125-2254 (709 amino acids)
Biological process (GO): protein processing
Cellular component (GO): plasma membrane
Molecular function (GO): metalloendopeptidase activity
Source: RefSeq, a predicted model, not a curated record